This is a messenger RNA of Arctia plantaginis, 627 nucleotides long. The record is from the annotation of a GenBank genome assembly. Lineage: Eukaryota; Metazoa; Arthropoda; Insecta; Lepidoptera; Erebidae.
AUGUUAGUAGUGAAUUUGCUGCGUAAGGGAUUCAAAAUGGCGAAGGUGACACCUAACCCUGCAAAGGCUGCGCUGAGGACUGAAAUAGCGGCACGCAUCGCCGCUCUCACCACCGAAGAGAAGAAGCGACAAUCCGAAAUUGUAUACGAAAAGGUCAUCAACCACCCCUGGUACAAGUCAGCGAAUCGAAUUUCUUUAUACAUGAGCACAGACCAAGAGAUCAACACAGCGCCGAUCAUCAGUCACAUCAAAGCUCGUGGGGGUUCAGCAUUCGUGCCUCAGUACGCUGGUGGAAUAAUGAGGAUGCUUAAGUUAGAGGACGAAGAUGAGAAUGCCAUGCCUUUGACUAGACAUGGGAUAGCGCAACAUUCCAAGGAUCAAAUUAGAGAAGAUGCUGUGGAGUCAGGAGGAUUAGACCUGGUUAUUGCUCCAGGGGUGGCAUUCGCGAAGACUGGCGAGAGAUGCGGUCACGGUGGCGGUUAUUAUGACCAGUUCAUCUCCAACCUACGUAGUAAUCCACAAACUGCACCGAAGGUGAUUGCGGUAGCAUUUGAUUGCCAGGUAGUCGACCAUGUACCAACAAAUGAGCAAGAUCAAAAAGUAGAUGCAGUCUUAUUUGCCGAAUGA